Messenger RNA from Schistocerca gregaria, 1138 nucleotides. RefSeq lists its product as uncharacterized. The coding region runs from base 112 to 573 and encodes 153 amino acids. The record is from RefSeq and is a predicted model, not a curated record. Lineage: Eukaryota; Metazoa; Arthropoda; Insecta; Orthoptera; Acrididae. The transcript has 3 exons.
GCUCCCUGGCCGCGUGGAUCCCCCGCAUUUCCUCCUAGUUUUCCUUGUGGCGGCACAGAUUAUACCACCAAUUACCAACUGCGCUUUCAAAGGACGGUUGAACAAAACAGAAUGGAGAGGCAACACAUGACCGCUGCCCACAGAGAGGUUCAAUGUCGCCUCAAGCAGCUGCAAGUACGCUACGCGGCAAGGAAGCAAUCAACUAUGAAGAAAUACUUCGGAUGCUGGAGGAGAGUGACUUCAGUUAGCUUUCAGACAAUGAGAGUCAACAAUGAGGAGGCUGUCCCUACCACUAAACACGCAGAAAUCGAAAUAGAAAAUCCUACGCCUGACCGGUCGCAGGAGAAUGGACGUAAACGUAAGUUACAAUGGACUUGCUCAAAAAUGGAACACAAGGAACCAGAACAAACAAAUCUACAUCAUGUGCAAAGCGAUAGUCAAAGGCUCAGAAAAGAAGUCCCACAACCAACUAUUCUGAAGAGUUGUAACUGUAACAUGGGUGGUAUUGACCUUUGUGACAUACCAGUACAAGAAAAUGAACAAUCAGACUAUUUAACCAUUUUACAGAUUUAGCUAUUAUUAAUUGGGGGAUUACGUACAAAAGAACCUAAGGAAAAGAAGAAGUACCUAUGUGUAACAGACUGUCCGUAGUAAACUUCAGACUGAAUUUGGCUAAUGUAGUGAUAAAGUGUUCUGAUGUCAGAAGUUCCUCAUAACUCUCCAAAGAAAUAACACUGGGUGAACAGGAGAUCACUGACAGUUCAGUAGGAGAUGACGACAAUAAACCCAAAAGAAGAAAAGUUGUUUCCAAACCAAGGAAGCCAACCCGAUGUGACUGGAUUGAUCAUCUUCCCCAAUACAUAGAAACAAAAAAAUGCUUCUAAAUGUCACUUUCAAGGCUGAAAAUCCCGCACAAGAAUAUUGUAAUGUUUAUUUAUGUGUGAUUAAAAACAACUGUUUCCUAAAAUUUCAUCAUCAAAAACUUUAAUACGUUUUUCACUCUGUUAUUUGUUUAUCUGUUCUGAAGUCCACGUAUGUGUACCUCAAAUAUUUUAGAGUGUACAAAAAAUAAAAAUACAAAUACCUUAAUCCUGAAUGUAAUUACAUGUAAGAGUAAUAAAAAUUACUCUGAAAACUA